Messenger RNA from Fundulus heteroclitus (mummichog), 2672 nucleotides. RefSeq names its product Mdm1 nuclear protein (gene saxo6). Lineage: Eukaryota; Metazoa; Chordata; Actinopteri; Cyprinodontiformes; Fundulidae. Bases 213 to 2018 code for a protein of 601 amino acids. Gene Ontology annotation, biological process: negative regulation of centriole replication. The record is from RefSeq and is a predicted model, not a curated record. Gene Ontology annotation, molecular function: microtubule binding. The transcript has 17 exons.
CCAAGUGUAGAAGCGCAACUGGCGGAGAAACGCUCAUCCAGUGGGAACGAUGCGCAGCGCAACACCGGUAGCUUGAUGGCUGCCGGUUAGCUUGUAGCUCCGGUUAAAUAAACGGUUAACCGGACUAAAGAAGUCCCGGUAGGGGCGUUCAGAUUCGCGUUUCAUCUCCGGGGAGCGGCUUUUCCGGGUGUUGACCCGACAAGCAGCGCGCCAUGACGGUCCGCUUCAAGGCUCAGAGCGAGUACCAGAAGAGCUACGGUGCGGCCCGAUCCAGCAGCGCCUCACCUCAGCGCUACGUCCCGCUGGACCACCGGACGGGCAUCAGAAGGCAGCCGGGGCUCCAGCGCCUGAAGAGACCCGGCCCACUUGGUGCCGCCCGGUCCCUGCUGGGUUCUCCAGAAGAAGCUCCAGGUGCCAGAGGAGCGCCCUCUGCUGCUUCUAGAAGCUGCUCACCUCACCAGGAUCCUCCUCUGAUGGACUCGGAACCACGGAAGGUUCCCGGGUCAGCACCGGAACCCGAGUCCCCAGCAGAACCUGGAUCCUCGAGGCCAAUAAUUGACGGAAAAUCUGCGAAGCUCCGCCCCUCUGAGCCCGAGUCCAGCAGAACCGCCGCAGCGCCAGAACCGCGGCCAGACAGCCGGGUCGACCGAGCGCUGCGGUGGAAGGCCGGCAUGAGGCCUAGAGGUCAGAGGUCAGGGGGUCACAGGUCAGAGUACCACAGACAGUUUGGCUGGAAGAAGCCUGCAUCUGCAGCGUCGCCGUUACUGACCGCCGAGCGGGUGCUGCACUCCAGCAGCAGGUCGGUCCCCCCCUUUAAGAAGAACCCCGUCACCAUGGAGACGGAGUAUGGGCGGAGCUUCCAGGGUCUGAAGCCGGCGUCGGGGCCGCGCCUCCGGAGACACCUGGAGCGCGAGCGGGACCCGGUGUUCGACACGCACAGAAUCCACAGAAGGAAGAGUUUGGAGCUUCCUCCCAACCCGGAAGCCGCUCAGGGCGACAGCGGGGCCCGCUCACCUGCUGCUCAGGUGCAGAGGAGACGCAGGAUGUUGACCGAGUAUCAGUCCAGCUUUCGUUCUCCUCUCUGCAGGAACCCAGAAGGAGGCAGAGACACCGACGACAUUGCUGUGCAGGUGAAGGAGCUGAGGCAGCAGGCCCUGACGUACCGACUCAGAGCCUGGGGAACCAACUUCUCCCGGAACCAUCUGAGCCAGCUGCUGUCUGAAUACAACGCUCUGUGGGAGCCCACCGACACCACAGACUCCCACACAGAGCCCUCCACCCCACGCCUUUCACCUGAGCCCGACGGCCGCAGUGCUUCCUGCGUAGAAGCCCUGGACCUGGCCAGUAACUCCAGUAAAGGCUCCUCAGCCGGCGCUGGAAAGACUCAGAGGAGCCCAGGAACAGAGACGCCUCCAGAUGAACGCCGAACAGCCUGGGGAGAACAAGAAGACACAGACGAAAAGGAGGGAAGGCUGCCGACUCCCAGAGUGAAAACGAGGCCGGUUCAUAGGACUCACCACGACCUGACCACACCUGCCACAGGGGGUGCUAUACUUGUUGGGAAACUGACCAACGCCGACGCUUCUUCUCCAAACAAACAAAAGGAGAAAUUGGGGACGGCUGUUUUACGGGAAUCUGGGUCAGAGGCUGAUAUCAGCAAGCCGGCCAAAUUGAAGGAGGCGUGGUCAGAAAACAUCCCCGUGUCGUUAAGCCCCUCUCCUAACCACAAGCGGAUGCCCAGCCCUAACCCAACCAGGACCAAGCAGGCGUCCCCUUGUCCUCUGACCUCCCCCCCACAGCACGGGAUCCAGGGGAUGCUGAGACACCCGGACUUCCAGCACAACGGUGAGCUGGGUUUGAGGCUCAGGGAGCGGCCAUGUUCCAGAGGAGGCUGCGGUUCUGACGAAGACGACCGACUCUCGGUGAUGUCAUGGCGCUCCGCCGCCUCUUGCUCUGCAGCGUCCGCCGUACUGGAGCGCGCUCAGAAGAGACGGGAGAGCUUCUGGGGAAAGAGAUGACCUUUCUGUCGACCUUUGUGACAGCUGUAGACGUUAGAGCUCUUUGUUUAUGUAGAAAAAGUUAAAAUCUUCUAUUUCCACAACAGAGCCAAUAUGCUGGUGUAGAUUCUCAGUCAUCCGGGACAUGAAAAUACUAAAGCUGCGUUCAGACUGAACGUGAUUUGAGCGUCAAAAAGGCCUCAAUGCGCUUCCUCAAAUGCAGGGAAAAGGUUUGAUGACUUAUCUGUGAUCCCAAAGUGCUUUACUGUCUCUGUAGUGAAUGUUUGACUGGUCGUAGAUAACAGGAUGGGCACAAACAGCAACGCUCAGUUUGUCCUCCCAGCUUGUCAUCGUCUUUCCGUCCCCUCAGAAAAUCUGCCACUACGUCACAUGUGGGGGUCUCUCUGAUUGGUGGACGCUUCUGUUGCAGAAGUUCAGUUUUUUGCAACUCUAGCGUCUGCCUUUUGGACAUUUAGAUGCUUGAAACCUCAAAACGCACCGGGCCCGGCAGGUGAAAUGCGCCGCAGAACGUCCAGCAUCGACUCUGCAUGUAAACCAGACGCCUCUGACGCUCAAAACGCGUUUGGUCUGAAUGCACCACAGUGUUUGGUCCAUUUGUUUCCCCCCUUGGUGCGGUCCGCCACCUCCUCCAAACGGUCUCAGUACGGCUCGUUU